Messenger RNA from Diatraea saccharalis (sugarcane borer), 2754 nucleotides. Lineage: Eukaryota; Metazoa; Arthropoda; Insecta; Lepidoptera; Crambidae. The record is from the annotation of a GenBank genome assembly.
AUGAAAUUUAAUUAUAAGUUUCAGAAUUUAUUAGGUACUGUGUACAAGAAAGGUGAUAUUUUAUUUACAAAUGAUGGAAAUAGUGUUAUAAGCCCAGUAGGUAACAAAAUUACCAUUUAUAAUCUCAAACAAAACAAGAGUAACACUUUGUCGGUGGAAAGUAACUUUAAUUAUACAGCAAUCGAUGUGGCGCCCAAUGGAUCAGUUUUGCUUGCUAUUAAUGAAAAGGGUGAAGCUCAGAUGAUCAGUUUACAAACAUGUGCAGUAAUACACAGGUAUAAAUUUAAACAGCAGGUAAACGCUGUCAAGUUUAGUCCUGAUGGGAAAUAUUUUGCAGCAUGCUGCAGUGAUACAGUGUUUAUAAUGACAGCACCCUGUUUUUUCACUGGUCAGUUUCGUUCAUUUGAAAUGAAAAGAGUGUUCAAAAAAGCUCAUGACGAAGUGACUUGUCUAGACUGGACAACAUGUUCGAGAGUGCUAGCCGUCGGAUCUAAAGACACUACAACCAAGAUAUACACUGUUGAUUAUUUAGAUAAUUUUAAUAUGUAUUCUCUCAGUGGCCACACAGAUAAAAUUGUUGGUACAUUUUUUGAGAAAAACAGUUUGGACCUUAUAACUGUUAGCAGGAAUGGUCAAGUUUGCUUAUGGGAAGCCAAUAUUGAUUCCGAAGACUUAGUAGUGUCCCAAAUUCAGAUAUCGCACGCGAAAAGAAGGAAAUUUAUGAAGGAGGAAGAAAGUGAUGAUGAUAUUAAUGAAAAACAUGUGAUAGAGAAGGACAAAGAAGAAGAACCAGAAAGUGAAGAUGAAGCGAAGGUGGUGAAAGCUGAAGAUGAUAAACGUCUCCAUUACAAGAAAUUGGGCCGGCAUUACAUAGGCGAUGCAAUCAGGAAAGCAGACCAUAAAGUAAGGUUGACUGCCGCUCAGUACCAUAAACAAACCAAAAUGCUGGUCACUGGUUUCUCUAACGGCACGUUCUUCCUGCACGAGUUGCCGGACGUGACGUUGGUGCACGCGCUGAGCGUGUCCGCGCACCGCAUCGGCAGCGCCGCGCUCUCGCCGCAGGGGGACUGGCUCGCGCUCGCCUGCCCGCACGUCGGCCAGCUGCUAGUCUGGGAGUGGCAAAGUGAACAGUAUGUGAUGAAACAGCAGGGUCACUCGCUGGACAUGACCUGCGCUUCCUACUCGCCGGACGGGUUGUACAUAGUGACCGGCGGUUACGACGGUAAAGUGAAGGUGUGGAACUCGACCAGCGGGUUCUGUUUCGUCACGUUCAGUGAACACAAGUCGACAGUGACCGGGAUCACAUUCAGUGCCAACAAGAAGUUCUUCGUGUCGUCGUCUUUGGAUGGGACGGUGCGGUGUUACGAUCUCACGAGGUACCGCAACUUCCGCACGCUGACGUCCCCGAGCCUGGUGCAGUUCAGCUGCGUGGCGCUGGACGGCGGCAGCGAGCUGUGCGCCGCGGGGGGGCAGGACGUGUUCGACGUAUACCUCUGGUCCGUCAAGUUCGGGAAACUGUUGGAGGUGUUAAGUGGUCACGAAGCCCCCGUGUCAUGUUUAGCUUUCAAUCCGUCCCUCGCCAGUUCCAUGUUGGCGUCAGCGAGUUGGGACAAAACAGUGAGGCUAUGGAACGCCAUAGAAACUAGCACAGAUAGCGAGACCAUACCGCUUACUUCUGAUGCUCUGCAAGUGGCUUUCAGACCCGACGGUGGAGAGAUAGCCGUGUCUACGUUGGACGGGAAUAUACUGUUCUUCGAUCCGUUGAGCAGUGACCAGACCGGCAGUAUAGAAGGACGGAACGACCUCGGCUCCGGACGCGCCGAUACAGAUCUCGUUACUGCCAAACAGUUCCUCAAAACAAAAGCGUUCACAACAAUAUGCUAUACGGCGGACGGAUCUUGUAUAUUGGGAGGUGGCAACUCGAAGCAUGUCUGUUUGUAUAGUAUUAGAGAAUCGAUAUUGGUAAAGAAAUUCGUCAUCACACAGAAUCAAUCUCUCGAUGCGGUUAAUGACUUCAUAAACCGCCGUUUGCUGUCCGAGUUCGGCAACAUGGCGUUGGUGGAGCAGCGGACGGAGCUGGAGGGGGAUGACGUCAGCGUGAGGCUGCCCGGCGUCAGGCGCGGGGACAUGGCCGACAGGAACGUGAAGCCCGAGGUGCGCGUCCACUGCGUGCGCUUCUCCCCGACGGGCGACAGUUUCGUGGUGGCGGCCACCGAGGGGUUGCUCGUGUACAGCCAGAACGCCGGCAUCGAUGGAACGUUCCGGCCGUAUCGUUUAGAGUCUGGUUGUACUCCGGUCGCUGUGAGGGACUCCCUCAAACGAAGGUCGUGGGGCGACGCCCUCGUGGGAAGUUUACAACUCAACGAACUAAAUCUCAUACAGGAAUGUGUCGAAGCGGUGCCGCCUACUGAUGUUGAACUAACAGUGUUGAGUCUCGACAACGACUACGCUGAUAGACUCCUCAAUUCAAUAGCGCGUUUAUUAGAGGACAGUCGACAUCUGGAACAUUUAAUAUUGUGGGUGAAACAUUUGGUCACGGGCAAUAAUAGAAAGUUUGCACCGAGCGUACUUCUGGCUCUAGAGAAAGUGCUGACUGUGAAGUACUCGCAGCUGAGUAAGAUAUGCGACUUUAAUAAGUACACAAUAAGGUGUAUAAAAACAGUCGCUGAGACGGCGCCGAAGCGGGAAGACGACGAGGAUAUGGAUGUGAGCGAUCAUUCUAGUGGGCGCGGCACAUUCUCUGAUACAGAUUAA